AAUAAUAAUGAAGAAUCAAAACAGAGAAAAGUGGAUGGUCAGGAUUACAAACCCUAUUUCUAUGUUAAAACUCCUCUUUCACGUGUUGUUACUCCUCCUUAUCCACCACGAACACCUGAGCACCAAACAUUUUCUUUAAGUUCCUUCGCUUCCCCAACCAUUAGUGAAAAUGAAGAAACUGACAGUGAUGAUGACACAGAUAAGCGAAACCCUAAUAAUUACACAUUUGAUGAAUAUGUAGAUGUGUUGACACGAAUUAUAAUGACGAUGAUCAGGGGAGAGUUACAAGCUGAUAAUUUCUCGGAUCUACAGAUUGAGCAAUUUUCUAAAGGUACUCUGGUAGAUUUUCAUAAACACAUUCGCAAUACAUGUAUAGUUAAAACGAAAGUUUCGCAAGAUGUAAAGACAACAUUCCGAGAAUGUAUUGAGUAUCAGACUGCACUUGACGAGGAUCUUGGGCUGAAAGAAGCAGAAAGAAUUGUAGAACAAUCAUUUACAAAGACUUUUAAUGAUCCCAUUGACCAGAAAAAAACAAAAAAUAUCCCCGUUAAACCAUUGAAAGACCUUCUAAGUGAGGGCACUCUAACUGUCAAUAUCAUUAGCCCCAUAUUACGUUCCUUCUUUCAUGAUUCCUCAAAACACCUGACCAAAUGGCCUAACACUGCCAGUAUGAGCUCCAAAGUUCGUAAACUUGCUAAUUCAGAUCCCUCAAGAGCAAAACAACUGGACAUGAUUUGCAAUGUUGUGAAUAACAAUAAAUCUAAGUACGAAGUGAUGUUUG
Molecule: messenger RNA, 781 nt
Organism: Racocetra persica
Lineage: Eukaryota; Fungi; Glomeromycota; Glomeromycetes; Diversisporales; Gigasporaceae
Source: the annotation of a GenBank genome assembly